Dichomitus squalens LYAD-421 SS1 is the source of this 1994-nucleotide messenger RNA. RefSeq lists its product as uncharacterized. The coding region runs from base 790 to 1572 and encodes 260 amino acids. The record is from RefSeq and is a predicted model, not a curated record. The transcript has 7 exons. Lineage: Eukaryota; Fungi; Basidiomycota; Agaricomycetes; Polyporales; Polyporaceae.
CACACAGGUCAACGUGUCCAUGAUCCAUGCAGUCCAGGGCUGAACGUGUCUGUCCGUCGUCUGCACGCGUGGUUAUCUCGGACUCGCCUUGAUCUUCAAUAUCAUGAUAUCUAUGUGAAGCACGUUUGAUAUCCCUUUUGAAAGCCGAAGGACAGAGACGAUGUGCGCCCCGAAGCCUCAUCGCAGGGCACAUAUCCUGUCCCAACCGAGAAAUCCUGUGGUGAAAGGUAAGCGUACCUCACGUUUCUCCCGCUGGGGAUGACCUGACAUGAGGAUCCCUGUUGGCCAACUUAAUUUCGAGGGCGCAUGUGAAGUCGCGCAUGACGGCUCGUCAACAAUGCAUCGUUAUGGCGUCGUGGCCAGUUGAGAACUGCUGCAGGCGCCUCUCAAUGUCCACAGCGUCCGCCAUGAGGCAGCAUACUUUCGCACUGUCUCCUCGUCCGAUGUUCACAUAGUCGUCCACCUUUAGUGCUUGUCCGCAGCUUGGAGGCGCGUACUAAGGUUAAUGUCUCUCUCAAAGCUCACCUUGACAUUUCCUAGCGAAGAGCCCGCGCUUUCGUGCUAUGUGAAUCGGGAUAUCUCGAUCUCGUGGCUAUCUACAGGGCUGCUGUUCCUCCCGGGACCAACACCGCUGGCAUCCAAGACUCUGUACGACGUUGGGAUAUCUGUCGCGAUGGUCCUGCAGGUCUUGCAUAUAUAAGUUGAAGUUGGGACUCACAGGCUCCCCAAGGGCCGUCGACCUCUGCUCACAAACGCUCUCUACUCCUCUUUCCUGUAAAAACCGGAACUAUGUCUCGGGAACUUGACCUCAAGGAGCUGGCGACGCUUCCUUUGUUCAGUAUUGUGUACACUCCCAACGCUCUUACCCAGCAGUAUAAAAAGCUCGGAGAUGGCUAUUUCUAUCCGAAAUCCUGGUUGUCAGACAACGUGUUCGAUAUGCGGCUCGAUCAGGACUUUCCCGAUGGUUCUCUGGCAUGCCUUACAAGCGAGGAGCUCCCCAAACACUUCGUCAAGCGGGGCCCCUCGUGGUUGAGUGUCAAUCCCUCUUGCAACGCGUUCACUCUUGACACUCCCUUCGGACAUCGCAGGGCUGAAAUUGGGGCUAGUCCUGUGUCGAACAGCUCGCCACCGAUCAUUGACCAAACUCCAUAUCGAAACGGCAAGGUGCCUACAGGCGUCGAUGCAAUCGUCCAAUUUGAUGAUGUCCCUAUGUUAUUCGCCGAAAAAGGGGAUGUGUCAGAGAGCACAUCUGACGCAUUCACAGGAGAAUUAGCUUCCAAACAGAAGGUGUCUAUACGCUUCGGGUUCCCAAAAUCUGGUGUUUGUGGCUACCAGGAAAAACAGCAUAAUAUUCGAAGCGCGAAUGGAGUGGGUUUCAGCCGCGGCAAGGUGGCGGCUCUAGUCGCCCGAGAAGUCAGGUUGCUGUUGGACAAAAUGCAGAGCCACAACUGUCCGCUCAGCUUUAAAGGCAAGCCGGUGGCCCUCGAAGAUCUGGUCCUGGUCGAUGUCCGGCAUGUAUCGCCAGUAUCCAUACAGCCUACGAUUGCGGUUUUACCACAAAAGUAUCUGUAGGCCCGAAGCUAUGGACACCUUCGAAAGGCCGGCCCGAGGGGACACCAGCUGUCUUGUAUUGGCGUGCAUUCUCUCAUUCUAUUCUUCCAUACCGUGCUUCCUUAUGUCCUUAUCUAGUUCGCCAGAUCGAAUGUCUAUCAACUAGUAUCUAGGUCGCGUUUCUGCAUAUGUCAUUGGCGUCUCCGUCUUGUUCCUAGCUCUCCUUCAUAUCUAUGGUUUUGUCACGUUGUAGUAGCAUCGAGCUUGGUCUCUGGCCCUAUCCCCUGUCCUUGACAUGACUGAUACGAGUCUCACUAUAUGUUAUGCGAAGGUCGACUCCAAGCGUUUGCAUUCUUAUACCCUAACGUUCCGUGUCGUGAUAGUUCAUAGGCAUUAGAUUCUCAGCAGUGCGUGAGGUGUCGUAAUAAUCCAUUAUAUUUCCG